Molecule: messenger RNA, 573 nt
Organism: Cryphonectria parasitica EP155
Lineage: Eukaryota; Fungi; Ascomycota; Sordariomycetes; Diaporthales; Cryphonectriaceae
Exons: 4
Coding region: 1-573 (190 amino acids)
Source: RefSeq, a predicted model, not a curated record
AUGCUCGGAUUUCUGUGGAUGAGCGAAGAGGAGAUUAGCUUCGAUCCAACAUUCAAGAGAACAUCCAGCGGCCAGCAGUUCAUCGAGAUCAACCGGAAUGCCUGUUAUUAUCAUUAUAAGGUUGUUCAGGGACUGGAUAUUAUCAAGGCUUCCAACUACAAACUAGACUGGAUAGACUUUAUGCUAUGCGUAAAAGCGAGAAGUGGCUUGCGGAAAGGCUGCAGCAGCAGCAGCAUCGCCGGGAUAAAGCGGCUAUCUAGCCGGGCUGCUGCCCCUCUACCGAGCAAACAGCCAGCAAGCAGCAGACAGCUAUCCAGCUCAGCUGGCAUAUUUUUGCCACCAUUCAGCCCACCAUCCAGCCAAGGCAGCAUACCUCAGCCACCAAGCAAGCAGCCAUCCAGCCAAGCCGGCACAUCUCUGCCAACCAAACAGCCAUCCAGCUAUGCCAACACACUUCCGCCGCCCAACAAACGAUCCCGCCUAUCGCAAUCUCCCAACAAGGCCUACAUUACCAUCCUACCGGACCGGGAAUAUAGACAGCAAGAUUUCGAGCGCAUUUGCUUGCUGCACUAA